GCCAAUGGAGGGGACUACCCAAGAUGCCUGGGCUGCUCCUGGGAGAGGCAGAGCUUAAGUUGAAGCCGGAGGGGCAGGAGCUCAGAGGAGCCCUGGGGCCCCGCCAGCCCCGCCUGGCACAAGCUCGUCUGUGUCACUGUCAGGAUUUGUCUAGCGCUGCGUUCUCCCUUCACAGGGGUGUGUUAGGGGGAGUCCUCUUUCCGACUACCAAAAUGGUUAUCAAAGUGUUUGUUGCCACAUCUUCUGGGUCCAUAGCGAUUAGGAAGAAACAGCAAGAAGUAGUAGGCUUUUUGGAAGCGAAUAAAAUCGACUUUAAGGAAUUAGAUAUAGCUGGAGAUGAAGACAAUAGGAAGUGGAUGAGAGAGAAUGUUCCUGGAGAAAAAAAACCUCAAAACGGGAUUCCUCUGCCUCCCCAGAUCUUCAAUGAAGAACAGUAUUGUGGGGAUUUUGACUCUUUCUUCUCUGCAAAAGAAGAGAAUAUUAUUUAUUCAUUCCUUGGUUUGGCUCCCCCUCCAGGCUCAAAGGUGACAAAGCCGCCUGAGGAAGAAUCUUCCCUUCCCAAUGGCGAUGUAGUGGGAGAGGCACAGAGCACCACAGAGGGAACAGAGAAGGCUGAAGGAAGUGGAGAAAAUGAGGCACAAAAAGAGGACAAGGAAGAUGCAGGCAACCUCGCCGACUCCCAAGAGAAGAAUGAAGAAGAGGGAGAAACCACAACGGAAGAGACGGAAGACGUAACCAAGGAGGGAGCAGAGGGAGAAGCAGAGGAAGAAGAAGCUGAAAAAGGAGAAGAGGAGGCACCAGAAGAAGAUUCUUAGGCCUUUUCAUGCUUUAUUUCUUCAACUUUGUCAGAAAACCCAAGCCAUGAAGCAACAUCGCAACUUUCUCCGUACAAACCGAACUCAACCAAAUGCUUUGGCCUGAAGCUAGCCCACCUCUCAGUACAUCCGGGGCUCACCGAGGAAUUUACUAGCUGCUAUGGUUAGAUGUACACGGAGCUAUCUACCCAGUCAUAGCAACGUUCAAUUAAAUGUGAAGACAACACACGUAUACCUUCAUGGGCCUGACAUUUUUGGCCUUUGCUUAAUUUUUUCUUUUUCUUUUUGCUUUGCAUGAAUAGAUCUUACUAAUACCCUGAAAAAAUGAUUUCAAAAUAUAGAACUUCUCUUUGUGCAAUGACUAAAGUAUUUCUUAGUAUGUGCCUUAUG
Messenger RNA from Rhinolophus ferrumequinum (greater horseshoe bat), 1205 nucleotides. RefSeq names its product SH3 domain binding glutamate rich protein (gene SH3BGR). The record is from RefSeq and is a predicted model, not a curated record. Gene Ontology annotation, cellular component: cytoplasm. Lineage: Eukaryota; Metazoa; Chordata; Mammalia; Chiroptera; Rhinolophidae.